This is a messenger RNA of Anastrepha ludens (Mexican fruit fly), 978 nucleotides long. RefSeq lists its product as uncharacterized. The record is from RefSeq and is a predicted model, not a curated record. NCBI's taxonomy places the organism in Eukaryota, Metazoa, Arthropoda, Insecta, Diptera, Tephritidae. The annotation marks the transcript as partial. The transcript has a single exon.
UUAUUGGCUUUUGCUGCCGCUGAUGUUUCACAUCUUCACAAUGGCUACGAUUAUCCUGUUCCCGCUCAACCUGAGCCGAUAGAACCACACGAUAGCUACAAUCCGCCGCCACCACCAGCUCCUGAACCACCAGCACCAAAUAACAAUUACAUUCCACCAGCACCACCUGCACCUCCAGUGCGACCAGUUCAUCCACCACCUCCACCACCUCCACCACCACCACCACCAGCGCCACAUAACAAUUACCUUCCACCGGCCCCACCGGCUCCUGUGAGACCAGUUCAUCCACCCCCACCACCACCACCAGCUCCAGUGAGACCGGUCCAUCCUCCACCACCACCAGCUCCAGUGAGACCAGUUCAUCCACCACCUCCACCACCACCAGCGCCACAUAACAAUUACCUUCCACCGGCACCACCGGCUCCAGUGAGACCAGUUCCUCCUCCCCCACCGCCAGCUCCCGUGAGACCGGUUAGUCCUCCACCACCGCCACCUCCACCGGCUCCAGUGAGACCAGUUCAUCCUCCACCACCACCACCUCCACCACCAGCGCCAAAGAACAAUUACCUUCCACCAGCCCCACCAGCUCCCGUGACCCCAGUUCAUCCUCCCCCACCACCUCCACCACCACCAGCUCCAGUGAGACCGGCUCCACCGCCACCUCCACCACCACCACCAGCGCCACAUAAAAAUUACCUCCCACCAGCAGCACCAGCUCCUCAUCCUCCCCCACCACCACCACCAGCACCACCUGCACCGCCAGCUCCAGCGCGACCAGUCGCUCCUCGCCCACCACCACCGCCACCAGCACCGCAAAAUAUCUACAUUCCUCCAGCACCAGCCCCUGAACCAGCCCCUGAGCCAGCUCCUGCUCCAGAGCCAUCUGCUACUCUCGAAGAAGAUGGUUACCAUUAUAAGGUUGCGCGGCAUUUUAGAUUCCGUACCUAAGCGAUUAGAUUUAUGAAGUGAUUCCUGUUA